AUGGCAAUGCUAAUUCGUUUCUUGAAUUUGUUGAGGGUUCAUUGUUUCUCAGCAGCCAAAUCAAAACGACAUUCAUAUGAUGAAGUCCACAAUUUCGAUCUCUCUCCUUUGUAUAAAUCACACCAUGAUAGAGAAACUACAAUUUCACUAGAAAAAUCAGGUCUAUUUUUCUUCAUCAGUGGAGCUGAAGAACAUUGCCAGAAGGGUCAAACGCUAGAGGUUAUGGUUCUAUCCGAUAAACAUGGCUCCAGCCACAUAUCUACAGUGCAGGCACCUUCUCCUCAUCAUCACUGUCACAACUACCAUGCACCGGUGCCAGCCCCGACUAACGGUGGUACUGGCCUAAAGGCGGGGGUGGGGUUUAUUUGUGGCACUACGGCGGUGGGAAGUUUGGUUUCGUUGUGA
Olea europaea var. sylvestris is the source of this 405-nucleotide messenger RNA. Its product is annotated as early nodulin-like protein 1. Gene Ontology annotation, molecular function: electron transfer activity. The record is from RefSeq and is a predicted model, not a curated record. The transcript is spliced from 3 exons. The coding region runs from base 1 to 405 and encodes 134 amino acids. Lineage: Eukaryota; Viridiplantae; Streptophyta; Magnoliopsida; Lamiales; Oleaceae.